This is a messenger RNA of Mucor mucedo, 1029 nucleotides long. RefSeq lists its product as uncharacterized. Gene Ontology annotation, molecular function: RNA binding. The transcript has 7 exons. Lineage: Eukaryota; Fungi; Mucoromycota; Mucoromycetes; Mucorales; Mucoraceae. The coding region runs from base 1 to 1029 and encodes 342 amino acids. The record is from RefSeq and is a predicted model, not a curated record. Gene Ontology annotation, cellular component: nucleus.
AUGAGUGAAAAGAGAAAGAGAGACGACCAUUCCGACUCGGAAGAGGAGGAAGAACGUAUUCCUCCUAUUUCUGCUUCAAAAUUGCAAGCAUUCACAGUAGGUAGCAAAAAGAAAACUGCUUAUCAAAAACACAAAGAAGAAACCGACUUGAAGAAGCAGCAAGAAUCUUUGGAAGCAGCUAAAGUGUAUGCCGAUUUCGUAGCUUCGUUUGAAGAGCCUAUUCCUUACAAGCUAGGAAUGACAUCGUUUGUUAAAUCAGGUACCUUACAACCAAGAGGUAACUUUUUUCUUUCUCUUGUUCAAAAAAAUUAUUUCAUAGAUCUUGUCAGUGAUAAUACCUUUAAAAAAUCAACCUUUAAACCCAUGCCGUUUGUCAGAGCGGGAGAACCAGCUUCUGCGCCAAUAACUGUCAAAAACUUGGCCGAUUCCGACGACGAAGAAGAUUCAUUAGCGAAGCUGAGAGAAAUAAAAAUGCAGAAAAAGAGAAACUUGGAUUCAUUUCUGGAAGAGAUCAAAAAAGGACAGGAGAUACGCUCGAAAGUAGAAGAAGGGGUGCCAUCUACCCAAGACGAUGCACUAAAUGACGAUAGUAAUAACCCAAAUUCAACCAAUCUGUAUGUGGGAAAUAUUAAUCCCACCGUCACUGAAACUGGGUUGUGUCACGAAUUUGCGAAAUAUGGAGCCAUCGCAUCUGUCAAAAUCAUGUGGCCUCGCACACAAGAGGAAAAGGAUAAAGGAAAUAAUUGCGGGUUCGUGAGUUUUAUGACAAGAUACGAUGCAAAUGAGGCUAUCAAGCAUUUGGAUGGAAGGGAGCUUGAAGGGUUUCCUCUUCGUGUCGGAUGGGGUAAACCUGUACCGUUGCCUGCACAACCUAUCUUUGGUAAGCUAAAGCAAAAGUAUAUUCUCGUAUACACUCACAGAGUAUUGACUGUUUUACAAAAAGUACUGGAUAAGAAAAUAUCAGCCCAAAAGACUGGACUUGCCUUCAAUGCACAGAUUAAUCCCGGUUUACCUGGUGUAGUAAGUUAA